AUGACUAGCCCACCCGCAAACCGUAAGCGCUCACGGAAUCUAUCAACCAGUUCCGCAUCAUUACCAUCAGCAAAGCUAGCCGAUCCGCCAUCUGAUCGUGAUCGAACGUCUGCGACGGAUCGUGCAGCCGAAUCUCCACGCGCAGUCAAGGAGGACACAGUUGGAGAAGACAUGGGUGGAGAAAACAAAGUCACGGCGGAAAGCACUCUCGAGCGUGAAGAGGCAGAGACAUUUGAAGAGUACAAAGACACAAUGCCGAACCUCCACGAGAUCAAACAGGACCCCGAAUCAGCCGCACCCGGUGCUACUACAGCUUCGCCGGAAGCGCCUAACACAACACCUGAUCCUCGGGCGAUAGCUCGGAAGAUGUUCAAUGAGAAGGUGGACGAGCUCGCAGUUGGCCUCAUUACCUCGUCGCGACAAAUCAUCGGAAAGGCCAUUGCUAAGCUCGUUCAAGUAGAGGAGGAGUAUCGCCAGCCUCUUAUCCAGGCUGCAGAGAUAGCUGCCAGAGAAGAAGGUCGCAGGGAAGGCUAUGGCCGAGGUUAUGCUGCAGGCUUGGAACAAGGCAAGAAGGAGGGUUAUCAGCAAGGUAAGAACGGUGGCGACGAGGAGGGCAAGAACGAUGAAGAUGCGUAA
This is a messenger RNA of Alternaria ventricosa, 636 nucleotides long. RefSeq lists its product as uncharacterized. The record is from RefSeq and is a predicted model, not a curated record. Bases 1 to 636 code for a protein of 211 amino acids. The transcript has a single exon. NCBI's taxonomy places the organism in Eukaryota, Fungi, Ascomycota, Dothideomycetes, Pleosporales, Pleosporaceae.